AUGGCAAAACCUAUACCCAAAAUUGGUUCGCGUAAAAAUGGACGUAUUGGUUCACGUAAACAUGCUCGUAAAAUACCAAAGGGCGUUAUUCAUGUUCAAGCUAGUUUCAACAAUACCAUUGUCACUGUUACCGAUGUACGGGGUCGGGUAAUUUCAUGGUCCUCCGCAGACUGGACCAUGCUAGAUAUCUUCUAUGAUGGCCUUUCUGAGAUGUCCAAGAUGGCAUUCGACCACUCUACUGGUGGUUCACUCCACUUAAAGAAAAUGCUUGAAGAGGCACAUGAACUCAUUGACAUGUUUGACCCUAACAUAAGAGAGCCAUAUGAAUCUGCGAAUAGUCUGAUACCCUUAAGUGAUAGUAGUGAAGUAGACUUAGUUCGACUGGGUGUGCGACCUACUAUUGUUGAUGUUACACCGAACAAGAUAAAACCUAAAGACAAAGAAACAGAGUCUGACGAGUUUGACAGUGAUGCUGAAAUUCAGUGA
This is a messenger RNA of Arachis duranensis, 486 nucleotides long. RefSeq lists its product as uncharacterized. Lineage: Eukaryota; Viridiplantae; Streptophyta; Magnoliopsida; Fabales; Fabaceae. The coding region runs from base 1 to 486 and encodes 161 amino acids. Gene Ontology annotation, biological process: translation. Gene Ontology annotation, molecular function: structural constituent of ribosome. The transcript has 3 exons. Gene Ontology annotation, cellular component: ribosome. The record is from RefSeq and is a predicted model, not a curated record.